Zeugodacus cucurbitae (melon fly) is the source of this 1489-nucleotide messenger RNA. Its product is annotated as gastrula zinc finger protein XlCGF52.1. Gene Ontology annotation, cellular component: nucleus. Bases 182 to 1444 code for a protein of 420 amino acids. The transcript is spliced from 5 exons. Gene Ontology annotation, molecular function: zinc ion binding. Lineage: Eukaryota; Metazoa; Arthropoda; Insecta; Diptera; Tephritidae. The record is from RefSeq and is a predicted model, not a curated record.
AAUAAUGUCUCGGAUAAGAUUACGAAAAUAACAUCUUUCGAUUGUAGAGACAACAAAUAAUAGUGAAUAUAUAUAUAACACAGCAAAAAAAAAACGCAUAUUAAUUGCAUAUGCACCGAAUAAUCCUCAGUAUAAAGACUAAACUUUAUCUCUGGAAUAAACUAUUCUUAUUAUUACUAUAAUGGAAGUAAAUAGAUGUCGGGCGUGCUUUUUAGAAAAAGAUAUAGCAGAUCUUUGUGAUUGGUAUUUAACAAUGGAAGUAGGUGAUCCUUUGACAUAUCUGGAAUGUUUUCAAAUGUGCACUCAAUUGGAUGUAAACAAUGGAAAUGAUACAUCACCUUGUUUUAGGAAUAUGCAAUACUUGUGUCAGGACUGUAUUCAAGAAUUGAAGAUAUCUUACCGAUUUCUACGAAAAGCACAAAGAUCUGCUAAAAAAUUAUGUUUUCUAUUAGAAAGUAAAGAUGAUGUGUCUAGUAUGAUAAAAAAUACAUUUGAAUAUGUAAACAUACAGGAGGGUCCUCUAGGAGACGAACACAUAAGCAUAUCUCAAAAGAAUCAACAAACCCAAAUUGACAACAUCGAUGAGGAGAUUCCUUUAUUAAACCUUUAUGAUAUGGCGUGUAGAAAACAGGAGCAAACAAUACAUCUAGCUAAAAACAAAAAGGAAGGCUCAAAAUAUAAGAGCGGUAAAACUGAUGGAGAGAACAAACAAAUUUCAUGUGACCAUUGCAAAAAAAUGUUUCCGGCAAAUAAAUUAAAACAGCACAAGUCCCGGUAUCAUAGACCAAAGAUUUUUCUUUGUGAUAAUUGCCCAAGUUCUUUCAGUAUUGCAAAUAACUUACGGCGACAUCAACGCACACAUGACACGAAUCGUGAACGAAAUUUUUCUUGUAGCGACUGUGGCCGUACAUUUUUUACGGAAGACGUUUAUAGAACUCACAUUAAAAUACACCAAACAUCACGGCGAGCAAAAUUCGAAUGUAAUCAAUGUGACAAAACAUUUAUGCAUAAGGGUAGCCUCACGUUACACAUUCAAAAACACAUGGGCCCAAAAAACGAGUGUAAUAUUUGUCAGAAACGUUAUGUUCGAAAAAUUGACUUGGACAUUCACAUGCGUAAUCAUUCCGGCGAUUUGCCAUAUAAGUGCUAUAAAUGCGACAAAGCCUUUAUGACAACCAGCGCUUUGAGAAAGCACGAAGUGCUUCACACUGGUGUGAGAUAUAAGUGCGAUAUCUGCAAUAAGGAGUAUUCGCAUCCCUCGAAACUAACUCGUCACAUCUUAUAUCAUACUGGCCUGCCCUUAAAAUGUGCAUUGUGUAACAAAGGAUUCGCUGAGCCAAAUAAGAUACGAAGGCAUAUCCGCAGUGUUCAUAAAUUGGAAGACGUUUCCCGAGUAAAUGAACUUACAAUUAAAGUUGAAAAAAAUGAUAAACAACCAAAAUAGAAUUGAAAUUCUUAUACAUUUAAUUUGUGAUCCGCAAUCUUAUAU